CACUAACUCUUAGCAUCCUUAAGGCUCAACUUCACCUCAAAAAAAAAAAUGUACUGACCAACUCUUUAUCUUUUCAAUUCCUCUUUAAACUCCCUCCAUCCUUUUACUCUUUAACUUUGAUUAAUUUCACAUUUAUUUCCACAUAUCUUCUGCUCAUCUUAAGCCCUCCCCAUUCCUCCCAGCUACCUUCCAAGCAGUUCCCAUUUCCAACAACCCAGUCUUUGUUACCUCCUUCGAGCUCAAAUGUCAAGCGUGCAGGUCUUCGGAUCACCGGCUUCGGCCGAGGUUGCUCGGGUUCUGGCUUGCCUCUUUGAGAAGGAAGUUGAGUUCCAACUCAUUCGCACCGACACCUACAAAGGCAAACAAAGGAGGCCAGAUUAUCUCAAGCUACAGCCAUCAGGCGAAUCUCUGACGUAUGAAGAUGGCAAGACCACUAUAGUUGAUUCAAGGGCUAUAUGCCUGCACGUAGCGGACACUUAUGCUGAGCAAGGUAACAAGGACUUGCUGGGGAGAGGAAGGCUUGAAAGGGCAUCCAUAGAGCAGUGGCUGAGAACAGAGUCACAGAUCUUCGACCCGCCAAGCUCCACACUGGUAUUCUAUCUGGCAUUUGCACCACUACAGGGAAUUGAAAAAGAUGAAGAAGAGGUGCAGAAGAGCAAGAAGGAAUUGGAGAAGGUGCUUGAUAUCUACGACAAGAGACUGAACGAGAUGAACUUCUUGGCUGGGGAUAAGUUCACUCUGGCGGACCUUGCACAUCUUCCAAACACCCACCGGCUUAUGACCAUGGUGCCGGAAUGUGCCGACAUGUUCAAGGAGCGCCCCAACGUGAUGAAGUGGUGGGAGGCGAUCUCAGGCCGACCCAAGUGGAUUAGGGUGGUGGAUUUGCAGAAGGAAGCACCGGCAGUUGCUUGACUGAGGAUACAGAACAAAUGGGGAGGAUGUUUGUGCUUGAGAUCCUUGUGGUAGAACAAUAUAUCGCUUGCAUUUUUUUUCAUAAAGUUUGCUUUUUUACUGCGUGGGAGUGUUCCAUUAGUGAAUUCUAGCUAUGAUGGAUUUAGGAAUGUGCUGCUUUGUUUCUGUGUGGCGUCAGGGUUCUAUGUUCCACUGUUAUUCAUAGGAAUGUGACUGCUUAUAUUGAGAUGAUCAGAUGAUGAUGAACAAUUUAUGCUGUUUGCAAGCUUGAUAAUUUCUUAGCAGGGAGUAAACAAGAAGUUGAAAGCAAAAAAUUUCUUUU
Phalaenopsis equestris is the source of this 1234-nucleotide messenger RNA. RefSeq names its product glutathione S-transferase F8, chloroplastic-like. Bases 244 to 912 code for a protein of 222 amino acids. Gene Ontology annotation, molecular function: glutathione binding; glutathione transferase activity. Gene Ontology annotation, cellular component: cytoplasm. Lineage: Eukaryota; Viridiplantae; Streptophyta; Magnoliopsida; Asparagales; Orchidaceae. The transcript has 3 exons. The record is from RefSeq and is a predicted model, not a curated record.